AGAAGCGAUGCCCUCCUGUUGUCCACUGCAGAAAGAAGAAGCGGAAACCAGAAUGCAACACCUGCUGCACACCUUGCAUGCCCAUGUGCGCUGCUCCGUGUCCGCAGAGCACGACCACCAUGGCGCCCGUUACCACCACCGACUACUUGUAUGUGUAUGUCGGCGUGCCCAAGGGCUUGAUCAACUAAGGAAAGAAGCUAGCACGAAUGGCACAUCGAAAGUAAGCUUAAAUUCCGGAGGUGUAACGGGUCCACAGAUCAUCAUGAAAUUGUUUUUGACGUACGCGAUCCAACUAAUGAAAUGGCACUAAUGGCAGC
This is a messenger RNA of Ostrinia furnacalis (Asian corn borer), 317 nucleotides long. RefSeq lists its product as uncharacterized. The transcript is spliced from 2 exons. Bases 8 to 310 code for a protein of 100 amino acids. Lineage: Eukaryota; Metazoa; Arthropoda; Insecta; Lepidoptera; Crambidae. The record is from RefSeq and is a predicted model, not a curated record.